AAAACAAACAAGAAUUUCUCAAAUCCUUAAUCCCUGAUACCUACGAAGAUUUAUACUUCCGAAUAAUGCAUUCUUUAAAUACUAAAUAACUACUCGAUAGCAAUGACUAAUAAUUGAUUGAAAAGAUUAAAUAGAAAUACUAAGAAGGAGUAAAAGAAAGCACUAAACUUCACAAGUUAGAAUUUAUAAAUUAAUUAAGAAUAUUAGACUCACCUUAAACUACCUAAGACCAAAAAAUAUAGGCUUUAAAACAACUUUAACUAUAUUUAGAAAUCGAGGAAGAUUAGAAUUAUGAAUUAAAUCCUAAUUAAGUAAAUAAAAUGAACGAAAACGAUUCUUUAAGCAAACAAUAGUAUGAAAGUGUUUUUGAUAACAGAAUAAUUAACUUUAAUAAUUUUCUAGAAACUUGUUACGGAAAUCUUAAUAAUUUAUAAAAAAUAAAGCCUAAUUUCCUAUUACGGUUAGAUGUAUAAAAGCUACUUAAUAAUUCCUAAAAAAAUGAAGAAUAUGUAUAAAUACUUAAAUAUUAUUUAGAAAAUAUUCCCUGUCUUCACCAAAUUAAUAACAUAGUCCAAAUUUACAAAGCAAUUAUCGAAAAUCAAAAUAAAAAGGAUACUCCUUAUAUACUUAAUUAUGAUAAAUUAAGUUUAUAAUAAUUAGAAGAAAUAGGUAAAUAAAUGAAAGAUGUAGUUCUUAAUUAAACUGAGUUUUACUCUUCUUAAUAUAAGAAAUUAUUCUCAAUACAUACAUAGAAGCUUGAUAAUUUUUAAGAUUUAGACUUGAAAUAAAAAAAGAAAAAAAAGAUGUACUUUCUAAAGCUUAUGAUUGGUGUAAAAAAAACCUUCCUUUAUAUAUGAGUUCAUUUAAAGAUUAAAUUUUAUAUGAAAUUCUUGUUUUAAGUUGUGAUUUAUAAGAUUAUAAUUAAUAACUUUUUAUUGAAUUCUUAUAAAAUCCUCCAUAAAUUAAAUAUCCUUGCACAAAUCAAUAAUAGAAAUUAUAUGAUAAUAGAAAAUAUGAUUAUCGUUCUUUUUAAGAUAUACAUUGCUUAAAUAUAAGUAAAUGGCCUUCUUAAAUAAAAUUAAUAACCGAAUAUUUAAGAUUUUACUUUAAAAAUGCUAAAAAUGCCAAAGACUAUGAAAAAUAUAUAGCUGAAUCUACCCUAAACGAAAUUUUCUACACUGUGAAAAUAUAAAAUGGAGAAACAGAUUAUAUUUAAAAAGCUAAAGAUCUAUUAGGCGAAGAUCGCAUUUAAAAUCUAAUUAACGAACGCUCAAUUUUUAUAAGAAAUAAAAAUUAUUAUUUUUCUUAAAAUGAGAAGGUUGAGUUAUUUGUAGAAACGAAAAACAUUUAAAAUUUAAAUGUUAAAUUAUUUGAAAUACGAACAGAAAAUUACUAUAUUAAAAAAAAAGCUGCUUUUGAUAAUUUAAUAUCUUUAGAUGGAUUAAUUCCUUUAGAUUAAUAAUAAUAUAAUUAUAAAGAUUAACCUCAUUUAAAAAUUUUAAGAACUUUUAACUUCGAGAAAUUAUAAUAGGCUAAAAGAGGUAUUUUUAUAGUUGAAUUUAUUGGAAAUUCUAUUUCUUCACGUGCUGUUAUUAAUAAAGGAUUUUUAAGUUAUCUUGAAAAUAAUACAAUUGCUGGAAAAAAAUUAACUUUAAUUGAUGAAAAUUAAAAUAUAUGUAAACCUUAAUAAAACAAAAGAACAGGAUUAUGGUAUGGAGAUAGAUUCCAUGAAGCAAACGAAAAUGGAUAAGUAAUGAUUCCUUAUAAAUCAUAAGCUUAAUCAUGUCAAUUAAUUCUAGUUCAUGAAGAUUAUGCUGAAUUAAUUUAAAAUUUCUAUAUUUAAAGUGAGGAAUAUGCAUUUAAAUGUACCUAUAUGUAUAACCAAGAAUAGUUUUUACAAGGAAAUAAAGCUAUAAUAUCAAUUUAACCAGUCUUAGAAAUAAAUAACGUGGUAUGCAAUCCUGAAAUAAUCGAAGAAUAAAUCGUAAAAGUACAUGUUUUAAAUUAUUAAAAUAUCCCAAAUACAUUCGAAUUCAAAGACAUAAAAUUUGACCAUAAGAAAUAAUUAGAAAUAAGUUUCCCUGUAUAAUCAAUAUUGAAAAGUGUAAAAAUCGAAUGUGAGGGAAUCAUUACAAAAAUGGAUUAAAAAAAAUAAAAAGUUUAAAAUUCUAAAGAAAUCACUUUCGAAUUACACUAAGAUCCUGAAAAUUAACUAUUUAAUUCAUAUUUAAAAAAUACAGAAAAACAAGGCUAUAUAGUUUAAAUUUUGGGUAAAUCUGGAUAAGGAAUUCCUUAAUUACCUAUCGAAGUUUCACUUUAACAUCAAAGAAUUAAUAAUUAAGAUUUUAAAUAAAUCUUAUAAACAGAUGAUAAUGGAAACAUUGUUUUAGGGCUUUUGGAUAAUAUAUAAUCUUUGUAAAUUAAAAGCUUAUGUUUUUCGGAUCAAGAUAAUAUUUAAUUAGAAAUGAAAUGGAAUUUAUGCACUAAUGGUAUUAGAUUAGAGUUCCCAUAAACUAUUAUUGUUAUUGAAGGUGAAACUAUUUAAUUACCUGUUUCUAAUAUUUAAUUGAAUAAGUAGAAUUUCUGUUUUUAUUCUGGAGAAUUAAAUACUUAUCCGGAAAUCGUAUAUUAAGAUAUGUAUGAUUGCUUAAAUGUUAAAAAUAAUUUCCUAGAAAUUAAUUAACUUAAGGAAGGUAAUUAUAUCUUGAAGAUUCUCGAAUAUUCAUAAACUAUUCUCAUUUAAGUUAUUAAAGGAAAAUAUUGGGAUAAAAAUUCUAAUUUUAUUAUUUCAGAAGGAUCAUUUUAAUAAGUAUUUAUACAUAUAUUUGUAUUUAUUUAUUAAUAUAUUUUUUAUACAGAUUUAAAAAUAUUCAGAUUAUUGUAUAUUAUGAUUAGUUUAAAUAUUCCUAAAUAAUUGAAAUAGUAUUAAAAAGAACAAUUGAAAGUAUAAGUUUUAGCUUAUAAUUUUAUGCCUCAUAAACCUUAAGAUUAUGUCAAUAAUUUAAGAUAGAGAUCUUUUAAAAACUUAAAUCAUACAUAUUUAAAAUAAUAAAAAUCUGUUUUUUUCAAUAAUAAAUAAAUCGGAGAUGAAAUCUGUUAUGUUAUUAAUCGUUAAAAUGAGAAAAAAUUAAUUGGAAAUACAUUAGAAAAACCUUGUAUUUUAUUAAAAAAAACAUUUAAUUAAGAAACUGUUUUCGAAAAAGAAGAACUUAAUUAAGGUGAAGAUUAUCAGUGUAAUCCACCACUAUUUUCAGCUUAAAGUGGUGGUAUGUAAUGUAUGAGGUAAUAAUGUUGUUAAAAAAAUUUUAAUGGUAUGAAUCAAUAUCAAAUUGAAAAUUGUUGUGCAAUAAAAAAAUAAAUCUAAUAUGGUGAAAUCGAUAACUUUUUUAAUUUCCUUUCUGUCCCUUCUUUCUUUGCUACAAAUUUAGAAAUUAAUGAAGAUGGUAGUGUUAUUUUAAGCGAUUUCUAAUGGAAAAAUUAUUCAACUAUACAGGUUAUUGUUUCUAAUUUAAACGUUGCUAUAAGUGAUAUUUUCCCUAUACAGCAAGAACUUACUCCCUUCUAAGAUUUAAAACACUAAUAAUAAUCAAAAAAAGAUAAAUUCUAUGUAGAAACCUUUAAUGCUAAAAAUCUAAAUAAAGGAGAAUAAUUGAUAAUAUCAGCUGAUAGUUAGAGUGUAAUAGUAAGUACAUUAGGCGAAUUAUUCGAAUUGUAGAAAUAAUUAUCAAAAGCAACACGAAACACUGAUUCUUAUAAUGGAAGAGAAUAUGGCUUUUGGUCUUUCGUAAAAGAUUGGCAUUAAUUAAACUCAAAUCAAAAAUUGUAAAAAUACAAUGAAUUUUCAUGUCAUGAGUUAAAUUUAUUCCUUUAUUUUAAGGACAAUGAAUUUUUCUAAAAAGUAGUUUAACCAUUUUUAAUUAAUAAAAUGUAAAAAACAUUCCUUGACUACUUUUUAUUAAAUGACCUUAAUGAAAUUUUCAAAUACUCUUCUCCAGAAAAAACAUAGGAAUUAAAUAUUCUUGAAUAGUGUUUAUUAUUAUUAUCUUUAGUGUAAAAUAAUCAUAUUUAAAGUGCAUAAAUACUCUUAAUUUCUCUCAAAAACAAAUUCUAAUCAAAAUCUUUAACAUAAAAAAACACUGAAUUAUAAAAAAAACUUUAUUUAACAAUUAUCUAAUGCCAAUAAUAAAAUUAAAACCUCGAAUAAGAUUAUUAAAAAGUAUAAUUAUUUUCCAGUUAAUAAAAUUGCUUUGCUAUAGCUAAUGAAAAAAUGAUUAAUUAUUCGUAAAAAACUUAAAAUAAAUAAAUGGAACCAUUAAAAGCGAGUGAUAUGAUGAGUAUGAAUAUGGGUAUUUAAUAAAAAAUGUAAAUGAAAUCGGAUAUGCAUAUGGAAUAGGAAGAAUAAGAAGGAUAAUGUCUUUCUGAUUCCAAUGAUUAUGAGGAUUAUGAUGAUUAUGAUGAUGGUGAUGGUGAUGGUGAUGAAUAUUAUUAAUCAAAAUUAAUAUAAUAACGAAAAUAAUACAAAGUAGGGUAUUAGAAACUCGAGAAGACAAUUGAAUAUAUCGAAAGACAUUAUUAUGAUGACAAAAAUAUUGACUAAUAUAAAAAUUUAGUUCAAAUAAAUUAAUUUUGGGUCGAUUUUGCUUCCUAUAUUUUCUAAAAAAAGAGUGUUUAAAAUUUCGUUUCUGAAUCUUUUAUUUAUGCAGUUUAGAAUCAUGUUGAAUUAUUAGCAGUAGUCUCUUUAGUUGAUUUUUCGCAUAAAGAUUCCAAUAUAUAUAACUUGAAUAUUUAACCAGGAAGGAAAAUCCAAAUUUAGGCAAAUAAUAAUAUUGUCGUUUUCUAAAAAUAAAUUACUGAAAGCGCCGAAAUAAAUAAAGGAUCAGUCAACAUUAUUUAAAGAUUCUUUGAUCCUUAAGAUAGAUUUGGAAUAAUGAAAGAAGAUCCAUCAGUUAAAGUAGAAAAAGACGUCGAUGAGUAUAUUAUCAAUAAAGUUUAUGGAUGUUAGCUUAUUAUUAGUAAUAUUUCUAUUACAGCAUUAAAUUUAUCUGUUUUGUAUGAAAUUCCGGAAGGAGCUUUACCAAUAAAUGCUUUUGAAUAUAUAAAAACUUAAGAUGUUUAAUUAGAAUCUUAUUAAACUAAAAAACUUGAGUUUUUCUUCUAUUUCCCUGAGGUGGGUGUUUUUGGUAUUUAUCCAAGUAAUGCUUCUAGAAAUGGAGUUAUUUUAGCCUAAGCUAAUGUUAUUAAUAAUUUUGAUGUGAAGAAAAAAAGAAGUGUUUAAAAAAUGGAAAAUCUUUCAGAUAUUUUAAAUAAUGGAUCAAAAAAAGAUAUUCUAUCAUUUGCUUAAAAAUCUAAUUUAUAUAAUAAAGAAGAAUUUAAUAUUUCUAAAAUUAUGCAUAUAAUCAAAUAAGACAAAAAUUUCUUUUUGGAAAUAAUAAAUAUUUUGAAAAGCUAAUAGCUAUUUAUUGAAUAAGUUUGGAAUUUAAGUUUCCAUCAUUAAUAUUUGGAAGGUGUCAUAGAACUUUUUAAAAACCAGUAAUUUAUAAAAUCCUUAAAAUAACCCUUUAAUACAAUCUAUUAUUUAAAUUCAACUUAAAUAAAAAUUGACUAAUUUAAUUAAUUUGAAUAUCAUCCUCUAUUAAAUUCGAGAGUACAUAAUUUCAUGAACUAAUCCAAGAGUAAAAUCCAAAAUAAGCAAUUUAAAAGUACUUAUGACAAUUUUUUAAAAUAUUUGGCUCAUAUUCCUGUUUUAAAUGAAGUUCAUUAUUUGACUUUAUGCUAUUAUUUGAUUCUUUAAGAAAGAGUGGAGGAAGCUAUAAGUGUUUUCAAUAGAAUAGACUUUAAUAAAAUUUAAACUAAUUAAACAGCCAGGAUUUAAUAUGAUUACUUUAAUGCUUAUUUAGAUAUCUAUACAGGAUUCCCCGACUUUAAAAAAGCAAGAGAAAUUAGUUAAUAAUAUGUUAAUUAUCCAAUCAUUUCUUGGAAAAAUCUAUUUUAGGAAAUUAACAAAUAACUUAUAGAAUAUGAUGGAGGUUAAAUGGAAAUCGAACAAGAAGAAGCUGAAUAAGGAUAAUUAGGAAGAAAUUUAAAUAAUAGUGAUAAAGAUUAAGAUAUUAAUAUUUAAAUAUAAAAUAAAUAAAUUUUAAUUGAAUAUUAAAAUGCUGAAUAAGCUGAAUUAAAUUUCUAUGAAAUUGAUCUUGAAAUAUUAUUUUCUACUUAACCCUUUAUUUAAGAAAAUCGUAGUAGGGAAGAAUUUACAUUCAUAAAACCCACAUUUUCAUAAAGGGUAUAAUUUGAAAAGACAAAUAAUAGGGAAGCAUUGACUAUUCCAAUACCUGAUCAUUUAGUUAAGAAACAUCUUCAUGUUUAAUUAAUUACAUCUAAUAAAGUCAUAGAUACUAGUUAUUUCUCAUCUUCUUUAAAAGUAAAUCUUAUUGAAAAAUAUGGAUAAGUAAAAGUCCUUGAUGAAAAUAAUAAACCCCUUUCUAAAGUAUAUGUAAAAUGUUUUGCUAAGUAAAAAAAUGGCGAAGAAAUUUUCUAUAGAGAUGGGUAUACUGAUUUGAGAGGAAGAUUUGAUUAUGCUUUAAGUAGUGCUAAUGAAAUUGAAUAAGUUAAUUUGUUUGCUGUUCUUAUUUGUAGUGAAGAACAUGGGGCUAUUAUUAAAACUGCUAAACCUCCUGUUACAGGUGGUAGAAUGGAAAAAACAUUAUGAGGAUAUUUAUUAUCAAGUUUAUAUUUAAAAUAUAUAUAAUUUUAGGUUUUAUAUAUUUUAUUUUUACCGUAAAAAUUCUAUAAUUUUAAUUUUAACUAUUUU
Ichthyophthirius multifiliis is the source of this 6808-nucleotide messenger RNA. RefSeq lists its product as hypothetical. The record is from RefSeq and is a predicted model, not a curated record. The transcript is spliced from 8 exons. NCBI's taxonomy places the organism in Eukaryota, Ciliophora, Oligohymenophorea, Hymenostomatida.